AUGAAUCCACUGCUCUUUGACAUCGAUGAAUCGACGGAGCCGGACUGGCCCGUAGGCCCGCUGCUGUCGGACCGCAUGUCGGUGCUGUGCCUCAAGGCCGAAUACGUGGGCAAUGCGAACCCCAACUUCAUGCAAGGCAUCGAUUCACUAAAAACGCGCGCUAUGAGGCGCUUCGACGCGUUCGCGGAGAUGGCAACUGCUUCUUCCGGGGCUUCAUCUUCGCACUAUGCGAGCAGCUAUUGCCGACUGGAGGUGCUGGGGCGAGGACAGCAACGCAGCACUACGCAGUCGCAUUCAGGAUAA
This is a messenger RNA of Phytophthora nicotianae INRA-310, 303 nucleotides long. RefSeq lists its product as hypothetical. The record is from RefSeq and is a predicted model, not a curated record. The transcript has a single exon. The coding region runs from base 1 to 303 and encodes 100 amino acids. NCBI's taxonomy places the organism in Eukaryota, Oomycota, Peronosporomycetes, Peronosporales, Peronosporaceae.